AUGCGUCUCUCUGCCCAUUUGCCUCAACACGGCCCUUCUACGCAUAAUUUCAGCAAGAAGAUUAAUGAUCGGAGACGAAAUAUUCUGUUCGUCCAACCAGACACAUUAUUUUGUCAUUUGCUCAUGAAGCCACUCAACACAAACCACCACCCUCACCACCCUCGCAAGAAUGCGCCUGACAAAUUAUAUCGUGUGAAGAAGACAAUCUCACAGGAUGGCUCUUGUCAAGAAGAGCAAAUGAACCGGAAAUCAUAUAUAUUUCAGGUUCAAGAAAAAAUCCGAGAGAGAUCGAAUCGCAAGUCUAGCUUAAAUUCGAGUCGAUCCGAGUCCUCAGCGACGUCCCCCAAAGAUACAGUAUCCGAACUUGACCCUACUGAAAUUAGUUCUCAUUCUGGAGCGUACGAAAGAUCAAUAUACGAUGAGCCAGCGGAAGAUUUGAAAGGGAAAAAGCCGAGCACGGAAGCCACUUCCGCCACGGAGGCGAUCCCAGCGAGCGGAGGAAACACGCCAAUCUCAUUCCAACCCAAUGUGAAUCGAUCAAAGACAAAACGAUGGGUAGAAGCCAAACAAUACUCAUAUGACGGUGGAGACUGGGGUGAUGAGGAUGAUGAGGAUGAUGAGGAUGAUGAGGAUGAUGAGGAUGAUGAGGAUGAUGAGGAUGAUGAGGAUGAUGAGGAUGAUGAGGAUGAUGAGGACGAGCCCCCAGUACCAGCAGCCGUGCCCCGACCUCCAUAUGCAAGCCAAAGAACUGGCAGUUCCUCCGAGUUGAGCUCCAGACGCCUGUCCGGUCUAAUGCUAGGAGGUGAGAAUGAGAAUCGCGGAGCUACAGCCAAUUUGUCAGAGCAAGCGGAGAAAGCGGGAGUUGACGAAUGA
Messenger RNA from Penicillium malachiteum, 873 nucleotides. RefSeq lists its product as uncharacterized. The record is from RefSeq and is a predicted model, not a curated record. The transcript has a single exon. Bases 1 to 873 code for a protein of 290 amino acids. NCBI's taxonomy places the organism in Eukaryota, Fungi, Ascomycota, Eurotiomycetes, Eurotiales, Aspergillaceae.